GAAUGCAAAUUGUGGAGGUGCAUUAUAUCAAGGUGGUGGUUCAGGUUUUGUUCGACCAGUCUAUGCUAUAGAUCCUCUCACUGCACUGAUGCAAAAGGGUCGAGAUGAUCGUCUUUAAAUUCGAUAUAUUACCAAUCAAAACGAUUUUGUUUCCAUUAAUCGUACAUUCAGCGAUCGUGGUUUUCAAAAUGCUAAAUAUCUUGUAUUUAUUAGUGCUUGGUCGGAAGAAGGAAUAGAUCGAACCGACCUAUAUACUUUUGAUAAUGGUGAACAACUUGUUCUAACUGUUGCUCAAAAUUGCCGUCAAACUAUUGUUCUUGUUAACAGUGUCUCACAACUAAAUCUUGAACGAUGGGUCGGUCAUCCAAACGUCGUUGAUGUUCUCUGGACUGGUAUGCCUGACUCUGAAUAUGGACCUGCUCUUGUCGAUAUUCUCUUUGGUGAUUAUAAUCCAGGUGGAAAGCUUGUCUUCUCACUAGCCAAAAAUGAUUCCGACUUUGGAACUGAUAUUAGUCUAAUAGGUGACUCAAAUUAUACAGAAGGUGCCUUCUUAGAUUAUCGUCAUUUCGAUAAAUGCAAUAUUACGCCAAGAUAUUAUUUUGGGUAUGGUCUUUCAUAUACUAAGUUCUCGUUUGAUAAACUUGAAAUCUCACAAGCAAACGAUGAUGAUAAAAACUCUCCAGCAUCAUUAUGUAAACAACGUUGA
Didymodactylos carnosus is the source of this 706-nucleotide messenger RNA. The record is from the annotation of a GenBank genome assembly. Lineage: Eukaryota; Metazoa; Rotifera; Eurotatoria; Philodinida; Philodinidae.